This is a messenger RNA of Plenodomus lingam JN3, 243 nucleotides long. The record is from RefSeq and is a predicted model, not a curated record. NCBI's taxonomy places the organism in Eukaryota, Fungi, Ascomycota, Dothideomycetes, Pleosporales, Leptosphaeriaceae.
AUGCGCCAACCAGUCAAUCAGGUAGUCCGAUCCUUGGCUCAAAUUAUUCUAGAGCUUCUGAAGAAGCCUUUGGGGCGGGGAAAGGAUCUGGAAAACCAUGAAAAAGGUUUCGCGUAUCUGCAAUUGACAGGCACCCUCGCAGAACCUGUCCAAGGGAGAAAGAUAUGGCCAACGAAGCUUGGGGGGGAAGAGAAAGGGUAUGUGCAUGGCUACCAGUUGAUUGUAUUGCUUCUUCUAAGAUGA